Messenger RNA from Carassius gibelio (silver crucian carp), 1800 nucleotides. RefSeq names its product zinc finger protein 43-like. The transcript has 7 exons. The record is from RefSeq and is a predicted model, not a curated record. Gene Ontology annotation, cellular component: nucleus. Lineage: Eukaryota; Metazoa; Chordata; Actinopteri; Cypriniformes; Cyprinidae. The coding region runs from base 66 to 1343 and encodes 425 amino acids.
AUCAACGCAGACAAUGUUCAAAUAAGAGGUGGAAAGACUCUUCAGUGACAUUUCAUCAACGCACAAUGUCUAAACUGCAGGUUUUAAGUGUUUUUCUGACAGAGAGAUUAACAUUAGCUGCACAGGAGAUAUUUAAGGCUGUGGAAGACGUAUUUUCAGAGUAUAAUGAGGAGAUGUGUCGCUCCAGACUGGAGGUUGAGCUGCUCAAGAGGAGACUGCAGCAGACAGGAGUUCAGAUGGACUCUGAAACGCAAUCUCGCUCCUCUGAGACUCAAGGACAGAAAUGCACCCAGACAUUUUCAGAGGACUCGAAAGAUACAGAGAUGCAGCUGAAGCUAGAAGUUUAUACACAGCCCGAGGAGAACGAAGAGGACAUGCCUGUUUGCAGUGAAUCAGCAUCUUUAUCAACAUGUGUGGACAUUUAUCAUGAUCAUACGCCCAGCAAAGACACUGAAACCCAAGUGAUGGACAGUAGUGAGAGUAAUUGUCACUUUAUUGAAAAAGUAGCUCGGAUUAAGAAUGAGCCAGAAACUAAAACUGAAACAGGAACUACCUGUCAAAUACAGCAGAACAUCACAAAACAAGAUUUCGAUGAUUCAGAGGCCAGUAAUGCUUCCAGUGACGUCAACAAAGUCAAAGUUAGCCACAUUGGCUCGCCAAGACAUGAGACACAAACAUUUAAUCUGCCCCUUAGAAAUCAAGAGAUGCUGACGAAGCAUCGGAUGGAGCUGGUCCAGACAAGAGACAGAUUGGCAGAUGAAGAGCAAAAGAAGGCUGCAGCAAAAGCUAGAUCCCUAAAGCACAAGCAGAAAGUAUACAGGAAUCCUGAGCUUCGUGAGGCAUACAGGAAAAAGGAGAGAGAGAGGAAAUUACAAUCACAGCAGGAAAGGAACAAGAGAAAUAUGAGUGAAAAUGAGGAAAUUCGCAGAGUAAAGAAGAUCAGGCACUUUGAAGAAGUGACACUUGAUGAACAACAAACACAGUCCAAGACAAACCUGGCUGACAUUUGUUUGGAGGACGUUCAGCAUGAAGAGGAACUGUCUGAAAGCUACCCGACACAUCAUGAUGUUCACGGAAAUCCACGCGGUACAGGAGAGUAUCUGUGUGUCGUGUGCCGCAAAAGAUUCAACACGCCAGGACUGCUGAAAAUUCAUCUGCGAGUUCACUCUGGAGAGAAACCCUACCACUGCAACUUUUGUGGGAAAAACUUCAGACAGUCAAGUCACCUGAACACACAUGUCAGGAUCCACACGGGAGAGAGACCUCACAUCUGUCAGAGCUGUGGGAAGACGUUUAUUGACUCCAGCGCAAGAAACAGACACUUCAAAAAAAAUUUUACCUAAACUCCUUAAAAAACUUUCACAUUUUCCACAGAAGAACUGAUUGAGUUUCUUGAAUCAUCUGAACUGAGGUAUGGCUCACAUUUUGACCAUGUAAUGUUUUAUUUAAUGAACCAAUUUUAAAUCUUUUUUUCUGCUUGGAAAAAAGCUGUUUGUCUUGUUUCUUCUACUUAAUAUUAAAUUCGUAUUAGCUAGCAUAUUUAUGAGAAAAUGUACUAAUUUAUUUAUUACACUUUUUUUUUAAGCAAACAAAAUAUCGUGUUUCAUUUUCAUACAUGUCUUUGGUCUUAUUUUUUAAGCUGGUAGUAUAGAAUGUAUAAACAUUACUGCAGUUUAUAGUUUUUUUUGUUUUUUUUUUUAUGGGUGAAUUUUGUCUGAAUUUUUAUGAAUAAAAGAUCAUGUUUUUUACAAUCUUAUUUAAUUUUGCUUAUAUCUUCGCUUUCUAAACAUGAACUUUUAC